CCGCGCACCAUGGCAGACGAUGAGAAGGCCGGCGGCAGCCCCGGCGGGAGUUACGCGGGCGGCUGCGAGAGCGCGCACUGCAACGUGCUGAGCUGGGAGCAAGUGCAGCGGCUGGACCGCAUCCUCAGCGAGACCAUCCCCAUCCACGGCCGCGGCAACUUCCCCACGCUGGCCAUGCAGCCCCGCCAGAUCGUCAAGGUGGUGCGGAGCCGGCUGGAGGAGAAGGGCAUCGGCCUGCGGGACGUGCGGCUCAACGGCUCGGCCGCCAGCCACGUCCUCCACCAGGACAGCGGCCUGGGCUACAAGGACUUGGACCUCAUCUUCUGCGCCGACCUCAAAGGGGAAGCCGAGUUUCAGACUGUGAAGGAUGUGGUCUUGGACUGCCUCUUGGAUUUCUUACCCGAAGGCGUGAACAAGGAGAAGAUCACGCCGCUCACCCUCAAGGAGGCUUAUGUGCAGAAAAUGGUAAAAGUAUGCAAUGAUUCAGACCGAUGGAGUCUCAUCUCCCUGUCCAACAACAGUGGCAAAAAUGUGGAGCUGAAAUUUGUGGACUCUCUGAGGCGGCAGUUUGAAUUCAGUGUCGAUUCCUUUCAAAUCAAGCUGGACUCCCUGCUGCUUUUUUAUGAGUGCUCAGAGAAUCCGAUGACUGAAACUUUUCACCCGACUAUCAUUGGUGAGAGCGUCUAUGGGGAUUUCCAGGAAGCCUUUGAUCACCUCUGCCACAAGAUAAUCGCCACCAGAAACCCAGAAGAAAUCAGAGGAGGUGGUCUUCUGAAGUACUGCAACCUUUUGGUAAGGGGCUUUAGGGCUGCCUCCGAAUCCGAGAUUAAGUCCCUGCAGAGAUACAUGUGUUCACGGUUUUUCAUUGACUUCUCAGACAUUGGAGAACAGCAGAGAAAGCUGGAGUCCUACUUGCAGAACCACUUUGUGGGAUUAGAGGACCGCAAGUAUGACUAUCUCAUGACCCUUCACGGUGUGGUGAAUGAGAGCACAGUGUGCUUGAUGGGACAUGAGAGGAGACAGACUCUGAAUCUGAUCACCAUGCUGGCCAUCCGGGUCCUAGCCGAGCAAAAUAUCAUCCCCAAUGUGGCCAAUGUCACCUGCUAUUACCAGCCAGCCCCAUACGUAGCAGAUGCCAACUUCAGCAAUUACUAUAUUGCCCAGGUUCAGACGGUGUUCCCUUGCCAGCAGCACACAUACUCUACUUGGCUGCCCUGUAAUUAAGGACCGAAAUUAGUAGACCCGGUGGGGAGAACGUUUUCUAAGACGUAGGAAGGGGUGACGCAUCCCUUUGAAAUGGGGUGUUUUGUGCAAUGAUGAUCUGCUCUGGUUUGCAAGCUUGGGAAAAGCCUGUGGUUCUCCUAAUAAAUAACGGGAGCAUGAUCGAGAAAGAACCCCAAAAUAAUUGGAUCCUACCCCAGAGCACAAGAGGCCUGUCAUUAAAAGCAACCAGCUUCCCCUGAAAUAAGUGAGGGAGGAAUGCUUGAUGACAAUAUGGGUUGGCAAUAUCUGCUCCCAUAGCUUUGGCAUAGAGAAGGUGGGAAAGCCUUAUUUUCUUUUAUUUUUAUUCUUACUCUAGAAUGGGAUCUACAAAAGGGAGAAUAUGAAAGAAACAAAACAAAAAAAAAACAACAAAAAGAAAAAAAUUCACAAAAAAGAAUUCUAUAUAUAUUCAGGAAUUAAAAGUUAGAGGCAUAAAGCAGAGAUAAGCUGAAUAAAAAUGUAUAUUGGAAUUACUGCAUUUGGGGCUUGCAGCAAGUGCCGUCUAUGGAUUGACCGUGUAGAAUGUAUAGCUUGCUUGACUAGAACGCUUUACCAGAAACAGCUUGCUCCAAAUGAACAGUAGUGGAUUGGUACAGUUAUAAAACCAGAAACACGUACGAUGACAAAGUCCAUUAUUUCCAGCUGUGUGCGUGCCUCACAUUUUAAAAAUGUGAGAAUGCAGGAAAACCAGCUGUGGCAAACAGAAUACUCAAGGACCAAAGAUUUCACAAGUAAGUUAUCCGAGCAAAGAAGAUACAGUAGAGUAUAUAUAUAUAUAUAUAUAUAUAAAAAAAAGAAAAGAAAGAUGUUGCUAUAUUUGUACACACCAACAGUAAUCAAAAGUGCCUGAUGCCUUCAUAAAAUUUGAAGUGAGAAAAAAAUAUAGUUUUGUGGUUUAACCAUGCAUUUUGUUUUAUCAGGGACACGAGGAUUAAAAACAAAAAAACCCCAUAAGCUUGUGAAUAAGUGGUGGAGGAAAUGCCCUAUUUUUUUUCUUGGCAAAUACCUGUAUAGAGUUAAUGUUAUGUCAGUGUGCUAUUAUCCUAGGUACGUGUGUGUAUGUGUGUAUAUAUGUUUGUGUGUGUAUAUAUGUAUGUGUUAUAGGUGUAUAUCUAUAUAUAUACACACACAAUAUAUAUUAAUGUGGUCUAGGAAAAUGUAGCAAUUAAGGAAUGUUUAAAUAAAGUACUAUGUGUUUUCCAGUUUGCAACAGGAUGUCAUAGGACAGUGGGCACCUUGCAGUGAAUUUUUAACCCACACCUGAGAAAUUUGGAGUAAAUAAACCAGUCAGGAUUCAGGUGGGAUUCAGAUAAUGUCUUUGGUUGCAAGAACAAGGAUUACAGUAAUUCAGUGGGUUGCUUGUGAGCCAUAAUAAUUCCACAGAUGGAGAAACAUAUGACUAGCUGAUUUUUUUUUUUUAACUAUUUUGUACUGUAAUGCCAUUUUGACAUUUAACCCACUAAUGUUGUGACUGCAUACCUCCAUGAUGUGUAAUUCAGUGGAACGUGGAUCAAAGAUAGGUUUAUUUAAACCCCCUGACAGCUAAAGAAUAUUGUAUUAGUUGGUGAUUUGAACACUAAUUGUUAAUAUUUAAAGGAGUAUUUUUAAUAGAAUGCAUUAUGCAUUCCAGGACCACUAGAAUUUAGCAAAUGUGAAAUGAACCCUUUUUAAGAGUGUUGCACGAUUGCUUAAAAUUAUAUUUUAUAUAUAUAUUUUAUAUAUAUAUAUUUUUAUGCAAAUAUUAAACAUCUUUGAUCUGGUUGUCACACUGCAUUUACAAUUUCAGUACUGUACUUUAUUUAAAUGGAAUCACUUUA
Gavia stellata (red-throated loon) is the source of this 3080-nucleotide messenger RNA. It is a transcript of the gene TENT5A, whose product is annotated as terminal nucleotidyltransferase 5A. Lineage: Eukaryota; Metazoa; Chordata; Aves; Gaviiformes; Gaviidae. The record is from RefSeq and is a predicted model, not a curated record. The transcript has 2 exons. Gene Ontology annotation, molecular function: poly(A) RNA polymerase activity; RNA binding. The coding region runs from base 10 to 1224 and encodes 404 amino acids. Gene Ontology annotation, biological process: mRNA stabilization.